Molecule: messenger RNA, 1674 nt
Organism: Bacidia gigantensis
Lineage: Eukaryota; Fungi; Ascomycota; Lecanoromycetes; Lecanorales; Ramalinaceae
Exons: 3
Coding region: 1-1674 (557 amino acids)
Biological process (GO): protein folding in endoplasmic reticulum
Cellular component (GO): endoplasmic reticulum; endoplasmic reticulum membrane
Molecular function (GO): FAD binding; protein-disulfide reductase activity; thiol oxidase activity
Source: RefSeq, a predicted model, not a curated record
AUGAAAACGGCUACCAAACAUUUCUACCUUGCCUUCUUCGCGCUUUUCGAGUCGUGUCAGUCAAGGGCGACAGGAACAGCACCUUCCUAUGCUUCAAGAGCAGACGUGUGCGCUAUUGAGCCUACUGCAAUAGUCUCCGACGCAUGCGCCUCCUAUGCAACACUAGACUCCCUAAAUGACGCCCUAUCACGAUCCCUCCAGGAUGUCACUAAAGAUACCGACUUCUUCGCUUAUUAUCGAUUGAACUUGUACGAUCAAAAGUGUCCUGUAAGAGCUUGGGACAAUGACUCCGGAAUGUGUGGGAAUAUUGCAUGUGCAGUAGAUACAAUAGAAGACGAAAAAGACAUACCGCCAAUAUGGCGGACAGAAGAGCUCAGUAAACUAGAAGGGCCAAAGGCAGCGCACCCAGGGAAGCAACAACAACAAGAGCGAGGCAAAGAGAGACCAUUACAAGGGACUCUUGGCGAAAACGUGGGUGAGAGUUGCGUUGUCGAGUAUGACGACGAAUGCGAUGAGCGCGAUUACUGCGUACCUGAGGAUGAGAGCGCAACUGCUAAAGGUGACUACGUCAGUCUAGUCGAAAAUCCCGAGCGUUUCACAGGCUACGCUGGACAAGAUGUGUGGGACGCCAUAUAUCAGGAAAAUUGUUUCUCGAAAGACAUGUCUUCGACACCACAGCCUCUAGGCUUUCCUUUCCAGGCACGGGACGACCUACGCUCGAUUCUCCAAGCCAACACAGACUCCAAUGACUUCCCACUUGAAGACGAGUGCCUUGAGAAGCGCGUUUUCCACCGCAUUAUCAGUGGAAUGCACGCCUCCAUCUCCACACACAUAUGUUUCGACUACCUAAAUCAGACAACCGGUACCUGGGGCCCAAAUUUGCAAUGCUACCAAGAGCGACUUGCAUCACAUCCUGAGCGCAUCUCCAAUCUCUACUUCGACUACGCCAUUUUACUUCGAGCAGUAGCAAAAUUACGCACCUACCUGAGGAGCUACACGUUCUGCUCAGGGGAUGUCUCUCAGGACCAAGCCACGAAAGCGAAGAUCCUAGCCAUAGCUGAUACAGCUGCGCAACCCCCACCCUUCUUUGAUGAGCACACAAUGUUCCAGGACCCGGACGUGAGUGUAGCGUUGAAGGAAGAUUUCCGCAAUCGGUUCCGGAACACUGUGGGGUAUGGUACAGCACUUAAAGUGCUGUUCGAAUUUGAUGAGCACAAGAAUGGAGAGAACCCACCGUUACGCCGCACAGAGCUUGUGGCCUUGGUGAAUACACUUGAUCGCGUGUCACAUAGCCUGAAGGCGUUAGGGAAGAUGAGGGACAUGAUCAAUCCCGCUGCAGAGCCAGAAGUAGUUCUUGAGAUUCCUGAGGUGCCCAAGCAAAAGCCAGCCAGCAGAGGAUGGGACAGACCCGGCGCUCAGCCUGCCAUCAACUUGCCUGACGAUGACGAGGAAGAGUACAUCGAGGCGGGUGAGACAGCCUGGGAGGCUGCGAAAGACGAGUUCCAGCUUGUUUGGAGGACCUACGUGUUCGUACUGAAAUCUUGGGUCAAUACGCCAGCAAAGGUAUUCAAGAUCUUGAUCAUGGAGCUCAACCGGGCGUGGAGCUUCUGGCUUGGUCUACCGGUGCCUCAAAGGAGCUGGGAAAUCAAGUUUCCCACGAGGGAUGAAUUGUAG